Molecule: messenger RNA, 1082 nt
Organism: Pipra filicauda (Wire-tailed manakin)
Lineage: Eukaryota; Metazoa; Chordata; Aves; Passeriformes; Pipridae
Product: dysferlin-like
Exons: 9
Biological process (GO): T-tubule organization; vesicle fusion; negative regulation of phagocytosis
Cellular component (GO): cytoplasmic vesicle; T-tubule
Molecular function (GO): calcium ion binding; calcium-dependent phospholipid binding
Source: RefSeq, a predicted model, not a curated record
AACACGCUUUCCUCAGGAAGUGGCUCCUGCUCUCCGAUCCAGAGGAUCUUUCCGCGGGGGCCAAGGGCUACCUGAAGGUCAGCGUCCUCGUGCUGGGGCCUGGGGACGAAGCUCCUCUGGAGAAGAAGGAGGUGUCCGAGGACAAGGAGGACAUCGAGGCCAACCUGCUGCGCCCCACCGGGGUCACCCUGCGGGGGGCCCAGUUCUGCCUCAAGAUCUUCAAAGCCGAGGAUUUGCCCCAGAUGGACGACGCCGUCGUGGACAACGUCCGGCAGAUCUUCGGCUUCGAGAGCAACAAGAAGAACCUGGUGGAUCCCUUCGUGGAAGUCACCUUUGCCGGCAGGACGCUCUACUCCAGGAUCCUGGAGAAAAACGCCAACCCCCAGUGGAACCAGUGCCUGACCCUGCCGGCCAUGUUCCCUUCCAUGUGUGAGCGGAUGCGGAUCCGUGUGACCGACUGGGACCGCCUGACCCACAACGACGUCGUGGGCACCGCCUUCCUGGCCAUGUCCAAGAUCUCGGCCCCCGGCGGGGAGCUGGAGGUGGAUGACGGGCUCGGAUUCCUGCCAACCUUCGGCCCCUGCUACAUCAACCUCUACGGGAGCCCCCGGGAAUUCACGGGAUUCCCCGAUCCCUACGAGACCCUCAACCUGGGAAAGGGAGAGGGCGUUGCCUACCGUGGCAGGGUGCUGGUGGAACUGGAGACCAAGCUGGUGGAGCACCUGGAGCAGAAGGUGGAGGAUAUUCCCGCGGAUGACGUCCUGAGGGUGGAGAAGUUCCUGCGCCGCCGGAAAUAUUCCCUGUUCGCCGCCUUCUACUCGGCCACGAUGCUGCCGGGCGUGGAGGCCGCCGUGCAGUUCGAGGUCAGCAUCGGCAACUACGGCAACAAGUUCGACACCACGUGCCUGCCCCUGGCCUCCACCACCCAGUACAGCAGGGCCGUCUUUGACGGUGAGGCCCCGGCCUCGGGAGGCUCCGAUCCCGGCGGGACGUGGGCCUGGGAUCCUGGAAUGGCUUUGGGAUUGGGAGGGACCUUAAAGCUCGUCCGGUUCCGUGGGAAGGGAGACCUUCCACCAGCCCAG